UCAUCUCGCACGGACUUUUCGGGAGAGCAGGAAACUGGAGGAGCCGCGGGAGCGGAGCGAGUUAUAAAGGCCGGGAAAAAGCGCGGAUUCCGGCUUUAUUUACUGGAUUUACCGGCCUAAACACACGGCAGCGCCGCGCCGGAGGGGAGCCAGCGUCGUUUGGGCGCUUUAUCCGGAGGUUUCGUGUUGUUUUUUGACGCUUUUCCCCCGUUGCCUCGCUCCUCUGGCUCGGCUCUGCUUUUCUCCUCGAAAUCUGAGGAGGAGGAGGAGGAGGAGGAGGAGGAGGAGGAGGAGGAUGGCGGCUCGGCUCAGCACCAGCUAAACAACUAAACUAAAGGAUUUAUACCCGUUUUUAACGCUUUCCUCGCCUUAGACGCCCGUUAGGACGUCCACAAGUGGAGCAGACGCACUUUUCCCUGCGUUCGGCUGACCUGAGUUGCCCAACUGCCCCCAAGUCCAAGUCAAUUCCCCCACAAGUGGAACAUUUGGUGAUGAAAUUUCCCUCUUUUUCCCCUCAGCGAUGGUUUCAGGGUGUAGAUGAUAUCAGCUGUUGGAUUAUUCCCACUUUCAUGGGUCCUUGUGGGAGUACGUGAAGGAAAACUGUGCAGAAAAGUGGCGUUUAUAGGGGGAAGGUCUCCCAGUGGCCGAGGUCUGCUGUGUUUUUCUUCCUUCGGAGCUGCUUGUGAGGUGGAUCCAGCCUGGAUGGGCUCAGUGGUUUGGAUGGCUGGGAGGAGAAGCUUCAUCUGAAAGGCUUUAUCAUCUGGAAUCUGCUCCUGGUCUGAUUAUUAGAUUGGAUUUAAUCUCACAGGCAACAACCACAUCAAAUCUGCCAAGAUGAUGUGCGAGGUGAUGCCCACCAUUAGCGAGGCGGAGGUGGGGAGUAACGGGGACGGCCGGGGGUCUGGAUCCCCCCUACAGUCAGACUCCGAGGGGCACUUCGAGUCUCUGAUGGUGUCCAUGCUGGAGGAGCGAGACAGACUGCUGGACACUCUGAGAGAAACCCAGGAGAACCUGGGACUCACGCAGAGCAAGCUGCACGAGGUCAUGCAUGAAAGAGACUCUCUGCAGAGGCAGCUGAACACGGCCCUGCCUCAGGAGUUUGCGGCGCUGACUAAGGAGGUGAACAUGUGCAGAGAGCAGCUUUUGGAGAGAGAAGAGGAGAUCGCGGAGCUGAAGGCCGAGAGAAACAACACACGGCUGCUGCUGGAACAUCUGGAGUGCUUGGUGUCCCGUCAUGAGCGUUCUCUGAGGAUGACGGUGGUGAAACGUCAGGCCCAGUCUCCAGCCGGGGUGUCCAGUGAGGUGGAGGUCCUGAAGGCCCUCAAGUCUCUGUUUGAGCACCACAAAGCCCUGGAUGAGAAGGUGAGGGAGCGGUUGCGUGUUGCUCUGGAGAGGUGCAGCGCUCUGGAGGAGCAGCUAACGGCUUCUCAUAAAGAGAUUGCGGUGCUUCGAGAUCAGAACAAUCAGAAGAAAGUGCUGAUCGACGGCCAGACGGAAAUCAACCACAACUCUGAGAGUGUGCCGAGCACCAAUGGCAAGAGGUCAUCGGACGGGUCUCUGGGUCCGGAGGAGGAAGGAGGGAAGGUGGCCGAGCUUCAGGACGCGAUGGACCGGCAGAGUAAAGAGCUCCUGCAGAUGAAGGAGCGUGUGGUCUCCUUAAGCAACAAAGUCAGCGAGCUGGAGGAGGACCUAGACACGGCCCGCAAAGACCUCAUCAAAUCGGAGGACAUGAACACGCGACUGCAGAGGGACCUGCGAGAGUCCAUCGCUCAGAAGGAGGACAUGGAGGAGAGGAUCACCACACUAGAGAAACGCUACCUGGCUGCUCAGAGAGAGGCCACGUCUGUUCACGACCUCAACGACAAACUGGAGAAUGAAGUCGCAAACAAGGAGUCUCUCUUCCGCCAGACGGAGGAGAAGAACAGGCAGCUGCAGGAGAGGCUGGAGCUAGCUGAGCAGAAACUUCAGCAGACCAUCCGCAAAGCUGAGACGCUCCCGGAGGUGGAGGCGGAGCUUGCUCAGAGAGUCGCCGCCCUCACCAAGUCUGACCGUUCAGUGUGCGCUGGCUCUAAGGACAUUAAGGAGACUAAAGCUCAGAGGAAGGCUGAGGAGAGACACGGCAAUGUGGAGGAACGUCUGCGGCAGAUGGAAGCUCAGCUGGAGGAGAAGAACCAGGAGCUGCUCAGGGCCCGUCAGCGGGAGAAGAUGAACGAGGAGCACAACAAACGUCUGUCUGAGACGGUGGACAAACUUCUGUCGGAGUCCAACGAGAGGCUGCAGCUCCACCUGAAGGAGAGGAUGGCGGCCCUGGAGGACAAGAACGCCCUCAUCCGUGAGCUGGAUCACACAAAGAAGCUGAUCGAGGAGGCUCACCACGACAAAGAGCAGCUGCUGAUCCAGAUGGAGACGAUGCGAUCGGAGAGCGAGCAGGACCGCAGCAGGAGUAACUCCAUCCUGCAUCAGGGGAGGUCUCACAUGGGCAGCACUCCAGACUUCAGGUACCCAGUAUCUGCAUCCUCCAUGAUGGAUAGCCAUUCUGACCAUUACAGCAGCGCCCUGGUGCUCAGACGGCCCCAGAAGGGUCGGGCUGCUGCUUUACGAGACGAACCCUCCAAGAGGCAUGUGCAGACUCUCAACGAGCAAGAGUGGGAGCGUGUCCAGCAGGCCAACGUUCUAGCUAAAGUCGCGUACGCGUUCGAGAGUGACAUGGACAUGUCUGAUAUGGAGGACGACCGAGAGACGAUCUUCAGCUCAGUGGACCUGCUGUCCCCUGCCGGACAGGCAGACGCACAGACGCUCGCACUGAUGCUGCAGGAGCAACUGGACGCCAUAAACAAUGAGAUCAGGAUGAUCCAGGAGGAGAAGGAGAACACGGCUAUGAGGGCCGAGGAGAUCGAGUCGAGGGUGGGCAGCGGCGAGAGUCUCGGCGACCGUUUCCGCUCCAUGGGCUCCAUCCCGCCCCCUUUCCACGGAUCCUUGCACUCUGGUUCGUCUCCACCGGGCUCGGGUCACUCCACCCCCCGCAGAGCCCCCCGCAGCCCCAACAGAGAGGUGGACCGUAUGGGGGUGAUGACCUUGCCUAGCGAUUUGCGGAAGCAUCGUAGGAAGCCUGUGCAAGACGACAAGGCCACGAUCAAGUGUGAGACGUCCCCGCCGUCGACCCCUCGCUCCAUGCGGCUCAGCAAGGGACACGCCGCCAGUCACGAAGAUAUCCGAGACAUCCGGAGUAUUGCUGGACUGCAGGACGGUCAGGGCAGUAACCCCAGCAGCAGUAACAGCAGCCAGGAUUCCCUCAACAAGGCUGCGAAAAAGAAAAGCAUCAAGUCUUCCAUCGGCCGCCUUUUCGGGAAGAAAGAGAAGGGACGGCCAAACCCCUCGGGCAAAGACUCGCCCGGCCAAGCAGGCACUCCAGACGGAGAUGGUUCCCAGGAUGGAUUGGUGCUCAGUAAGCUCGGAGGACCUGGUGAGAAGAACAGGAAGCUGCAGAAGAAGCAUGAGUUGCUGGAGGAGGCCCGCAGACAGGGGCUGCCCUUCGCCCAGUGGGACGGACCGACUGUGGUUUCCUGGCUGGAGCUGUGGGUUGGUAUGCCAGCGUGGUAUGUGGCAGCCUGUCGUGCCAACGUGAAGAGCGGUGCCAUUAUGUCCGCGCUGUCGGACACGGAAAUCCAGAGGGAAAUCGGCAUCAGUAACCCGCUGCACCGCCUCAAACUGCGCCUCGCCAUACAGGAGAUCAUGUCUCUGACCAGUCCUUCAGCUCCACCCACCUCCAGAACGUCCACGGGGAAUGUGUGGGUUACCCAUGAGGAGAUGGAGAGCCUGGCAGCCACGCCGCCCACGGAGGAUGACGAGGGCAGCUGGGCCCAGACUCUGGCGUACGGAGAUAUGAACCACGAGUGGAUCGGUAAUGACUGGCUGCCCAGUCUGGGGCUGCCUCAGUACCGCAGCUACUUCAUGGAGUCUCUGGUGGACGCCCGCAUGCUGGACCACCUCACCAAGAAGGACCUCCGUGGCCAGCUGAAGAUGGUAGACAGCUUCCACAGAAACAGCUUCCAGUGUGGUGUGAUGUGUCUGAGGCGGCUGAACUACGACAGGAAGGAGCUGGAGAGGAGACGUGAGGAGUCCCAGGUGGAGGUCAAAGAUGUUCUGGUGUGGAGUAACGAGCGAGUGAUAAAGUGGGUGCAGCUGAUCGGGCUGAAGGAGUACGCUAAUAACCUGCUGGAGAGUGGCGUGCACGGAUCACUGAUGGCUCUGGACGAGACGUUCGACCACAACACACUCGCUCUGCUGCUGCAGAUUCCCACACAGAGCACACAGGCAAGGGCUGUUCUGGAGAGGGAAUACAACAACCUGCUUUCCAUCGGAACAGAGAGAAAACUAGAAGAGGAUGAUGAUAAGAAUUUCAGGCGCGCCCCCUCCUGGAGGAAGAAGUUUCGGCCCAAAGACGUGAGGGGUCUUGGCGUGGGCUCAGCUGACACGCUGCCCGCUAACUUCAGAGUGACCAACUCUUCCUCUCCAGCCCUGCAGCCAAAGAAACACCAGCUGGACGGGGGUGUGAGUGGAGUGCAGAGGCUGGACUCGGCUACGGUCAGGACCUACUCCUGCUAACCCAGCGCCACGUUUAUGCUCAUUAUCUCUAUAGGUAAUGCCGCUGAAAGCGAGGCGCCCCCUUCAGGCCGGGAGCUGAACGGACAGCAAGGACUCUAAGACGGCGGAUUUGCAGAUAGAGGACAUAUUUUAGAUUUAUUGAUUAUUCUAUUUAUGUAAACCAAUGGGACAUUUCAUUUCUUUAGCUCUGUUUAUGUAUAUCAUUUGUUUCUCCCUCCUUUUCAUCUUUUUCUCGCGUUCUUAUCAUGUUUUAACUCUUUAUCAGGUGUAACUGAAUGUAUUAUUACGAGUCUGAGGUUUGUACAUUUAUAUCUAUGGACGUUAUCUAAUCUUUUUAUAAUAAUCCUCAUCUUGUAAUUGUUCAUAUCUACGUCGGUUCCUUUCUUUUCAAUUGUAAAACCUGAGCUCGAGUGUGAUUUUAACUUCAUUUGUCCCCAGGCGCCCUUUUUUGGGUCUUAAGAAGCAUUUCUGUGGUUGAUGACGGCUGAGGCUUGUGUUAUUUGAAUAUCAGGUUUCAUGCAGAUUUUAGAGGACUGUGUAACGUUGCUGAUGGUUGGAUCCCCCCACCCCCCCUUUAUUUCUCUCCUUUGAUACCAAAACAAGACUCUUCUAUAAGCCAUAAGCGUAGCGAUGACGAGGGCUACUUUCGGAUGCAUCUUCUCAGCAAAGAAAAGAAAAACGCGGAGGCUGGCGUUCCUUCGAAAUGCUGAAACUUUCCAUUCCUUUUCUCCUGCGACGUGUGGAAAAGAAUGUGUGUGUGUUUCUUCUCCGCUGGACCAACCCCACUGUGGCCUAAGCUCAAACUGCAGCAUCCCAUUGUGGCGCGAUUUUUACCCCUAAAACUAAGACCCCUUCGACUAAUGGAGCCUUAUAGUUCUUCCUCUCUUCCCGCCCUGUCGUUUUUAUUUAUUCUACACAUUUCCGUGUGCGAUUUCAGCCUCUUUGUUUUGAAUAGAAUUGCCAUUUUUAUGUCUUCAGUCAUUUCAAAGGCUGGACUGUAAUUGUGACUUGGAGAAAUUGUGACAGAAUCCUCCAAAAGUGAAAGAAAACCCACUUUUUACCUUUGAUUUUCCACUUUUUUCUUUGUCUUUUUGUGAUUUGUAGUCUGUUAUGCACCAAUCAUGUCAUGGUUUUCUCUCUCUCUGCGUUGUUUUCUGUCUCUCCGUUUAAAAUCUCCUGAUCUUGUAACAGAACUUCUGUACAGUCCGAGUACUUAUGAGCUAUUUUUUAUCACAGUAUUAUUUAUUGCUUCCUUUCAAUAAAAAAAUACUGACUUAUUUUCCACUGCCAAUAAAAAGACUAAGUCUUUGUGCUAAAAACA
Messenger RNA from Pygocentrus nattereri (red-bellied piranha), 5926 nucleotides. RefSeq names its product PTPRF interacting protein alpha 1 (gene ppfia1). The transcript is spliced from 33 exons. Lineage: Eukaryota; Metazoa; Chordata; Actinopteri; Characiformes; Serrasalmidae. The record is from RefSeq and is a predicted model, not a curated record. Bases 835 to 4605 code for a protein of 1256 amino acids. Gene Ontology annotation, molecular function: protein binding. Gene Ontology annotation, cellular component: presynaptic active zone. Gene Ontology annotation, biological process: synapse organization.